Molecule: messenger RNA, 11570 nt
Organism: Microtus oregoni (creeping vole)
Lineage: Eukaryota; Metazoa; Chordata; Mammalia; Rodentia; Cricetidae
Gene: Cntnap5
Product: contactin associated protein family member 5
Exons: 24
Coding region: 432-4352 (1306 amino acids)
Biological process (GO): proteolysis
Molecular function (GO): aspartic-type endopeptidase activity
Source: RefSeq, a predicted model, not a curated record
CUCCUAUAAGGAGCUGUCCGCCACCCUAGUGCUGAAUCCAGCUCUAGAACCGGAACGAGGUGCUUUUGGCUAUUGCGGGAGCUGAGCGCCAAGAGCUACCCUUGAGUUCGGAUUUGAACCUUUAAGGAAGGCUAUCCGGAGGAAGAAGAGGCAGGCGAGGAAGGUGAGCACGGAAAGGGACAGUUUCGGGAACUGUAAACCUCGGUCGCAGCUCACAGCUCCGAGGAAGCCCUGCCACGGUUUUGCUGGAGCGUCUGAGGAGCAGGAUGGAGUAAAGAAGAGUGUCUGUUCAAGGGGGGUGGGAGGGGUCCGGUGCUGUGUAGGAGAGAAAACAGAGAGAACGAGAAAGAGAGAAAGGAAAAGAGAGAAAAGCCAAGCCUGCUGCCUGCGAAUUUGGGAUUAGAUUGGAAGAGAUCGUUCACUCGGGGGAAAUGGAUUCUGUACCAAGACUGACCAGCGUUUUGACUUUGGUACUCUCUGGCUUCUGGCAUUUAGGAUUAACAGCGACAAAUUACAACUGUGAUGAUCCAUUGGGCUCCUUCCUCUCACCAAUGGCUUUCUCCAGCUCCUCAGAUCUCACUGGAAGUUCCAGUCCAGCUCAAUUGAACUGGAGAAUGGGAACUGGUGGUUGGUCCCCAGCAGAUUCCAAUGCCCAACAGUGGCUCCAGAUGGACCUGGGCAACAGAGUGGAGAUUACAGCAGUGGCCACGCAGGGAAGAUACGGGAGCUCUGACUGGGUGACAAGCUAUCGCCUGAUGUUCAGCGACACAGGGCACAACUGGCAACAGUACAAGCAAGAAGACAACAUAUGGACAUUUGGAGGAAACAUGAAUGCUGACAGUGUCGUGCACCACAAGCUGCUACACUCUGUGAGAACCCGCUUUGUUCGCUUUGUGCCUUUGGAGUGGAACCCAAGUGGAAGGAUUGGCAUGAGAGUGGAGGUCUAUGGAUGCUCCUACAAAUCAGAUGUUGCUGAUUUUGAUGGCAGGAGCUCACUUUUGUACAGGUUCAAUCAGAAGAUGAUGAGCACCCUCAAAGAUGUGAUCUCCCUGAAGUUCAAAAGCAUGCAAGGAGAUGGGGUUCUGUUCCAUGGAGAAGGACAGCGUGGAGACUAUAUCACCCUGGAGCUCCAGAAGGGCAGGCUAGCCCUGUACCUGAACCUAGAUGACAGCAAAGCUAGACUCAGCAGCAUCACACCCUCUGUUGUGCUGGGAAGCCUUCUGGAUGACCAGCACUGGCACUCGGUUCUCCUGGAGCGCGUGGGCAAACAGGCAAACUUUACCGUGGACACAAACACACAGCACUUCCGGACCAAGGGUGAGACUGAUGUCUUGGACAUUGACUAUGAGCUCAGUUUUGGAGGAAUUCCAGUGCCAAGCAAACCUGGAACCUUUUUGAAGAAAAACUUUCACGGCUGUAUUGAAAACCUUUACUACAAUGGCGUGAACAUAAUUGACUUGGCUAAAAGACGCAAGCAUCAAAUCUACUCAGUGGGCAAUGUCACUUUUUCCUGCUCAGAACCACAACUAGUCCCCAUCACGUUUGUCAGCUCCAGAAGCAGUUACCUGCUGUUGCCCGGCACCCCCCAGAUUGACGGACUGUCAGUGAGUUUCCAGUUUCGAACAUGGAAUAGGGAUGGCCUGCUUCUAUCUACGGAGCUGUCUGAAGGCUCAGGGACCCUGAUGCUCAUGCUGGAGGGUGGGACUCUGAGGCUCCUGAUUAAGAAAGUGGCAGGACAUGGAACUGAAAUCCUUACAGGCAGUUACUUGAAUGAUGGCCUGUGGCAUUCUGUCAGCGUCAAUGCCAGGAGAAACCGGGUCACUCUCACACUGGAUAAUGACGCCGCUUCCCCGGCUCCGGACACCUCCCGGCUGCGAAUUUAUUCUGGAAAUAGUUACUACUUUGGAGGGUGCCCUGACAAUCUCUCCGAUUCCCAAUGCUUAAAUCCCAUUAAGGCUUUCCAAGGCUGCAUGAGGCUCAUCUUUAUUGAUAACCAGCCCAAGGACCUCAUUUCAGUUCAGCAAGGUUCCCUGGGGAAUUUUAGUGAUUUACACAUUGAUCUGUGUAGCAUCAAAGACAGGUGCUUGCCAAACUACUGUGAACAUGGAGGACACUGUGUCCAAUCCUGGACUACCUUUGACUGCAACUGCAGUGACACCGGUUACACGGGAGCCACCUGUCACGACUCCAUCUAUGAGCAAUCCUGUGAAGUAUACAGACACCAUGGGAACAAGGCUGGCUUAUUCUAUGUUGACUCUGAUGGCAGCGGGCCGCUGGGACCUCUCCAGGUGUACUGCAAUAUCACCGAGGACAAGAUCUGGAUGACAGUUCAGCACAACAGCACAGAGCUGACUCGGGUACAGGGUUCCAACCCUGAGAAACCCUAUUCCAUGACCUUAAACUAUGGUGCCAGUAUGGAGCAGCUGGAGGCUCUUAUUGACGGCUCAGAGCACUGUGAACAGGAGGUGGUAUAUCACUGCAGGAGAUCUCGCCUUCUUAACACACCAGAUGGAGCCCCAUUCACCUGGUGGAUUGGGAGGUCUAAUGAAAGACACCCUUACUGGGGAGGCUCUGUUCCUGGGGUCCAGCAGUGUGGAUGUGGCCUAGAGGAGAGCUGUUUGGACAUUCGACACUUCUGCAAUUGUGAUGCAGACACAGACGAAUGGACAAAGGAUACUGGCUUUCUUUCCUUCAAAGAUCACUUGCCUGUUACUCAGAUAAUUAUCACUGAUACCAACAGAUCAAACUCAGAAGCUGCUUGGAGAAUUGGCCCCUUGCGUUGCUAUGGUGACCGGCACUACUGGAAUGCUGUCUCAUUUUCUACCGAAGCUUCUUACCUCCACUUUCCUACCUUCCAUGCCGAAUUCAGCGCUGACAUUUCCUUCUUUUUUAAAACCACCGCUUUAUCUGGAGUUUUCCUAGAGAACCUUGGCAUUAAAGACUUCAUCCGACUUGAAAUGAGCUCUCCUUCUGAGGUCACAUUUGCCAUUGAUGUUGGGAAUGGCCCUGUUGAGCUCCUCGUCCAGUCCCCUUCUCCUCUGAAUGACAACCAAUGGCAUUAUAUCCGGGCUGAGAGAAACCUCAAGGAGACUUCCCUACAGCUGGACAAUCUUCCUCGAAGUACAAGGGAGACCUCAGAGGAAGGCCAUUUCCGACUUCAGCUGAAUAGCCAAUUGUUUGUAGGAGGCACAUCAUCAAGACAGAAGGGCUUUCUUGGAUGCAUCCGUUCUUUACACUUGAAUGGGCAGAAAGUGGACCUGGAAGAGAGGGCAAAGGUCACGUCUGGGGUCAGGCCUGGCUGCCCAGGUCACUGCAGCAGCUAUGGAAGCAACUGCCACAAUGGUGGCAAGUGUGUGGAAAAGCACAGUGGCUACUCUUGUGACUGUACCAGUUCACCAUAUGAAGGACCUUUCUGCCAGAAAGAGAUUUCAGCUCUUUUUGAUUCCGGCAGCUCAGUUAUAUACAUGUUUCAAGAACCAUACCCGGUGACCAAGAACACAAGCCUGUCAUCUUCAGCUAUCUACGCAGAUACAGCUCCAUCAAAGGAAACCAUCACACUGAGCUUUGUGACAGCACAGGCCCCCAGCCUCUUGCUCUUCCUCAAUUCCUCUUCUCAUGAUUUUCUGGCUCUCCUGCUCUGCAAAAAUGGAAGUUUACAAGUUCGCUAUCGGCUCACCAAGGAAGAAAGUCAUGUGUUCACCAUCAGCACAGAGAACUUGGCCAACAAAAGGGUGCAUCAGGUGAAGAUUAGCCGCGAGGGGCCUGAGCUUUCUGUUCAGGUGGACCAACAACUCUUCAGCUAUAGCUUCUCCCCAGAAGUUGAGUUCAGAACAGCAAGGUCGCUUGUUCUAGGCAAAGUCACAGAGACACUUGGCUUGGAUCCGGAAGUUGCUCGAGCAAACACGUUGGGUUUUGUUGGAUGCCUUUCUUCAGUCCAAUACAACCACAUAGCACCUUUGAAGGCAGCCCUUCGUCAUGCCAACAUUGCACCUGUGACUGUCCAAGGGACCUUGACAGAAUCCAACUGUGGCUUCAUGGUGGACUCUGAUAUGAAUGCAGUGACCACUGUGCAUUCUUCAUCAGAUCCCUUUGGAAAGACAGAUGAGCGUGAACCACUCACAAAUGCCGUCCGAAGUGACUCAGCAGUCAUUGGAGGUGUCAUAGCAGUGGUGACAUUUAUCACCUUUUGUGUCAUCGGCAUCAUGACCCGCUUUCUAUAUCAGCAUAAGCAGUCACACCGUACCAAUCAGAUGAAGGAGAAGGAAUACCCAGAGACUUUGGACAAUUCCUUUAGAAAUGACAUUGACUUGCAAAACACAGCCAGCGAGUGCAAACGGGAAUACUUCAUCUGAAAUGACACAGGGUUACCUGCUCCUCUUUUAUUUUGUAGGGUUUUCCCUCUCCUUUUCUCUUCUCUUUCCUAUCUUUUAAUUUAGGCAUUUCUUUUCUCUCUUUCAACAUUAAUAUUCUGGAACACACCUGCAUCCACCGAAAGCAUUGAUCUCCUUCAUCCAGCUCAGGAGGUCAGGUAGCUGUGGCUACUGUAGUUCACUGACAUGUGCAUCAUUGUGAAAGUAACCACUGGAGACACAGACUUCACUAUUGUAAACAGGAGACACGUGUGCACCUAUGUACAUUUGAUGUUUGUAGUUGAGUUUUUAAAAGUCAGUUUCUCAGGCACUUGGUCUUGAUAUCUUCCGUUAGACGAGCUCUGUGGCAUUGGUGUUUCACAAUUAUCCCUGGCACCCUGCCCCAUACCAUAGUGGUAGGUAUCAUGGCUUGAAAGAAGAGAAAUGUGUGUGUGUGUGUGUGUGUGUGUGUGUGUGUGUGUGUGUGACAUAGAAAGACAGAAUCAGAUCAUCGUUUAAGUAAAAUGUCUAUCAGGGAUGCUGGUAGAACAGUAGUGUACAAGGGAAAGUAACCAGCCCAGAGAAAGCAAUGUUUGUUCUUUUAGGUUCCUUGAGUGUGGUCAGAAGUUUGGGAGAUAUUAUGCCACACAGAAAUUCUUCUAAGGCAGACAUCAUCUGGCCAGGCUUAAAGACAUUUUAAUUCUUUUAUUUCAUUUACUUUAUUUUGUUUUGUUGCUGAAGCAGGUAUUUGUAAAGUAUCCAGGACAUUCUUUCCCAAGACACUGAUUAAAGAGCAAUGAGUGAAGUGGGUGUGAGAUCCUUGACAAGUCAACAAUCAUGUGUGCUGCCGGUAACCUUCUCCAGUUCAGACUUAAAUAACUGAAAAAAUCUGAUUCCAUGGGAGCAUGCUUCCCUUGAGAGCUGAGGGGAGAGAGGCUACAGGUCUGCCUGAGGUGGAAGACUUUCAUAGCACCCUUGAGAACAGACACUGUACUUGGAGGACCUAGGCUAUGAGAACACCCAUGGGGUGCCUGGGGCAGAAGGAGAUCCUUCUGGCCUGUUUGUUUUGAUGGCAUUUUACAAGCAACCAGACACAUCUGUGUUUGUUUAGUGUGGGCAUCAUGAGUAUCCCCCAGUACUGUUCAUCUUCCUUCCCCUAGAGUCCCAGUUCUUUCCAAUAGAGAAUGGCAGAGUAGUGAGAACUACUUGGGCCUCUCUUGCUGCUCUGUUUUGAGGCAUGGAUGCAGUAGCCUGAAAGAAGGGGGUUUCAUGAAAGUUGUGAGGAAAUAGCUGCUCCUGAAAUGUAACAACUGCCUUCUCCACUUUACUAGAACUUGUUAGAUAGGUUAUUCCUAAAAUUGCUAUAUUGAAGAAAAAUUAUACACGUGUGUAUUGUGGAAACCUAAAUGGAAUUCAAAUAAAAAUCUAAAAUGGUUCCAUAAAAAAAAAAUGUUAAGGUCCUCUUAACUCAGGUUGGAGGAAAACUUUUUAAAAUACAGAAAAGAGGUGCAGGAAAAAAUGAGAAAUAUUGAGCAGACUUCUCCACAACCACCCACCCAGAAAGAUCCAGUAAAGGAAGCAGGUGCAGAGAAGCAGGGUACACCAUCUAGAACACAUGUUAUAAGUUCACUGACAUCUGAGCUGUUUCCUAGGAGGCAAGGGCCUGGCUAUCGUGUGGGACAGUGUGGAACCCUCUAGAUCAGGGGUUUGGGGAAAUCCCUUCGCCUAUGAAGCACAUCUCAUUUUCAAAUCUGUACUCAUGUACACAAAGGUGCCCAUGCACUUGCCUUGCUUGCCUAAAUAAGGUAAUCUCAUGCACCUCAGGCUUCAGGUUCUUUUGGUAGCAGAACACAUAGUCGAUUCAAAAGGCAUCUUGAUUUUGUUCAUGGUGAGUCAUCCUGAUCGUUUUUUAACUCUGCCCUUGUACCACCUUGGAAUAAAAACAAUCACCCAAACACUUUAGGACUUAGGAACUGCUAGAAGCAAGAUCCUUGAUGGAUACGGUACUGACCAAUUCUCUUUGAAGGGCAGACCUGAUUUGUAAAGCAGGUGCCUUGACAGUCAGUAGGUCAUCCAUCUUCUUAGUGUGUGUCCUAUCUCUGACUCUUCAGCAGUGCCCUGAACAGAAGGCUCGCAGUUAAGCCAUCACUGGCUUCAUCUAGGUAUCAAUCUGUAGCUAUUCUCACUGCAGAACUACAGAGGUAAGGAUUGGGUGUGGCAUCACAGUCCACAGCUCUGAGAUAUUGUCCUAAAUAUAUGUUCUUUCCUUAAAAUUUUCUAUGAUUCUUAUACACCCUCUUCCUCUAUUAGGAUAUCUUUAUCAUUUUGCUACUGAAUUUAUUUUAAAGCAGUUUUAACAAAGAUGCCCUUUUUAAUUUUCUAUCUUUAAUAUGACAAAUGAUCAUCUAAUAAAAUGAAAGAUAUUGAAAGUCUCUUUCCCUAUGCCCUUCAUUCCCUGUUUUCCAAUUUGUUCUUUUGAAUUUGAAUUUUCUGUCUCUAUAAAAGGUUGUAUAAGUCACCUUUUUGCUUCUUUGCCACAAGAAAUAAAAGUCAUGCUGAAGUUUAGCGCUAAGCACCUCUGGUAGUAAAACAACAGGUAAGAGAGAGUACCCAUACUCAAACACUUUCUUUUUGGAGUCCUCAGAACCAAGCACCACGUUUUACUGGCACGAUGUGAUUGGAUAGAUGUGGAAGUGCAAGCCAAAUCAAUGUGUAUGGUUCCCUCACCACAAGUAUGUCCUUAGAGAUAAUCCUGUACGGAAAUUGUGAAGCUAGUCUCUGCCCUCUGCAUAGCACACACUCUACUGACUUCACUCCUGUAUGUGCAGGCUGUGCAUGCCAGGACCCUGGGCAUGGAGACCAAAUGGUAGAUGCACACCAAGAUGGUAUAUUUAAGUAUUCUCAGGGCUAAAUCAGAGUUUAUCCCCACAACACACAUCGGGUGAAAAAUCUAGCAAUUUGUUUUCUCCCCCUGAAUGCACAUCACAGCCAGAAGCAAGAGCUCAAUUCAGAGGUGGUGGCAAGGCCUGUUUGGUUUGUACAAUUAUUCAGCUGUGUUUAUCACCUUCAAACAAUUACAGCCUAAAACAAGAGUCAGUGUGUUUUAAUCCUCCUUUAGCCACCACUUCUCCCUAUGGUAUAUAGUUUUCAUGAUGCCCCUAUUACAUAAUGCUCAGUCAUUGAUGCCUGCUGUUUAAAAAAGAACUUGUGGAAUAUGAUUCCUUUACAGUAAGACCAAAAAACAUCUAUGUAAUAUUCCAUCCCAAGGGAUAGUACUGAUAUUAUCCCAUGAACAAAUCUAUCAAUGAAAGCAGCUGUAUGUUUAUUUCUCCUAAAGAAAUUUUAGCAAUAGCCAUGGUUUCUCCAAGAAUUAGGUUAGGACAACUGAUAUUUGUCAUUUUCUGGAUUUCUAUUCAGAAAUAGAUCAGCUGUGUUCAUCUGAAGAAUCCUGGAGCUGAUAUAUCAUUUUAUUCACUUUAGUAAUAAGAUGUGGCUUUAUCUUAAUUAUCAGCCUUUGACAGAAUCGUGACUACCACAUCAAAGCAGAAGUAACACCACAGCUAAAUGAGUAUGCAGUUCUUUUUCCUGUACUCAGACAUAAGACAUAUGUGAAGUGCCCAUGACUCCAGUGUUCUGUUAGAUAUGCAAAUAAAACAGCAUAUCUUACAACAACGGAAAUGUCCACACAACACCAGGUAGCAGAGAACUAGUACUAGGCACAGUUCAUGUGCAAACCCCAUUCCAGAGGGUUCUAAAAGCAAACAUAUUUUUGGACAAAUCUUUUAAUUUUGUGUCAUAUUUAUUAAUUAUUCCAGAAAUGACUGCUUUGUUUAUCUUCCUUAAGGUACUGGGUCACAGAGAUAAAUUUCUAUAGAAGUUGGUAAAUGGAAUUUUUGGACAGAGAAAGAAAAUAAUGGCCCCUGUAUAUUUUCCUUAAACAGCUUUUAUUUGGUAGCCCUGGCAUGUCUAGGACUCUCUAUUGUAAACCAGGAUGGCCUCAAACUCACAGAGAACCACUUAACUCCGCCAAGGUGUGGAUUUCCAUUUCUGACUAUAUCAGAUAUAUUCGAAAGGUGUUAAAUUCUCUAUGCUCACAUGUUAGUUCCAGUUAAAGCUUUCCAAAUGUAGGCUGUAUGCAUAGGGCAGACCCGUGGAAAGACUGGAGACAUAAAAUAGAAGUCUUUAAUUCCACCCCCCUUCUGAUUUCAUUUCUUUGGUGGACAUUCAUUGAUGAUCAUGGCUCUUCUAGAUCCCCCUUAACUGGUUGAUAUUCUGGCAUUUUUAAUUCUCCCUAUUCAGCCUAAAGAAGCAUUUGACUAUAUUUAGGUAAACCUCUGAGAACUAGAAGUCACCUAUUGAGCGAAUAAUUUAUUGAUGUAUUAUCCCCCUAAUCAAGAUCAUACUUCUGUAUCUAUAUGUUUCCAACCUUGAAGGUCAUGCAUGUAAUCUCUCCAUAUAAUGUCGCCUCAAUUAGAAGACACACAUUAACAUUAGCGAGUUGCAUUUAUAGUAUCCCCAUAGAAUCCAUGGACUAGGGCACCAAGCCUGUGGAACAUUGCUUGUUUUAUCUAUUUCAGUUCUCUUGAAUUCCCUAGAGCUAUAAUCUAGCAACCUUUUAGCAACAGCAGUCUGGCAAGAGUCUCCUGAGGAACCUAUAGAAUCCUGCCACUCAUUACUCUCUGAAGCCAUUGUUUGCCUUUGCUUUGUCCUCAGCUGACCCACAGGUCAAGUUUCAACUAAAUAAAUAAACAAGCAAUGUUGUACGUGUAAGUGGCAAAGGAGGUUAAUGGAAGGGUGGUACGGACAAGCGCAAACAUGCUUGGGUUCUGGAAGGAUGCCUGCGUACUGUUUUAUGUCUCUCAUGCAUAUUGGAACUGUUUAUUUGAAAGACUCACACUUUCAAACACUGAAACACUUCUGUACCAGGUUUGGGGGCUUUCUUAACUUCUCUUUAGGCCUUGCUCACAGUCAUCCUCAAAUCAUUUGUUUUGAAAAUGUUAGUUGUUCUUCAUUCUCAGCUCUUGUUCACUAAUUCUAAAUAGUUGAUUAACCUAAAAAGAGAGGAGCUGCAACACACACGUACACAGGCACAUGUGUGUACCCCCCCCCACACACACACAAAAGUGAAAAGGAAUAGGGCUGUUCCUCAAACGUUAUCCAGGAAAUUAUAUCCAUACCUACUUUGUAACCAGAGAUUUAUCACCAUUUUAUCUUGGAAACUGUUUAAAUGCCUCAUAGAAGUUUCUAGUGAUUGUUUUGUUAUUUUUGAAUGAUUUCCAUGGUAUUAUUAUGUAUUAAGGUGUUCUGAGGAAGAAUAAGAAGCACAUGAUGUAGUGAGACAGUGUACUUUGUAAGCUAGUCCUCUGUGGUGUGUAAUGUUUAUUGUCCAUAAAGUGGUUAAGGGGACACAAGAGGAUCAAGGAACAGUGGGUUUUUGUGUUAAAGCAGACUUGAUGGGAGCUUGUCAAGGAGGAAGAGGGAAUUCAUGGAGCAAGCAGUGGCUGCUGGAGGUUAAAAGGGUCAAAGCUUCCACCAUGAAGUAAGGGUAGUUUCUCUCCACACUCUCUUGGCUCAGGAGUCUAACUCAGGAGUCUCAACACUUAGAGAAGAGGCAGUAUUACAGAUGUUGCACGAAAAAUGGUUUACUCAUCGUUACAUGGCAUUUUCACCCUAUCCCAGUGAAUUUUAAGUUGUAUGUUUCACUAUUAUAGUCCUGGAAUGCUUUUGAAUUAUCACCACAGUGAUUUCAUCUGGCCAGUGUGAGCACCCAGGUGGCCACUUUAAGCAAAAUAAAGUAUUGUCAUGAUCCUCAGGUCCACUGCCCAUAAUCAGAUACUCCAUGGAUAGAAAUCCUGAAACAUUGGAGUCAGUCUAGUGAUCUUUCUUUCCCUUUCCUUGGUCGUGCCAUCUAUAGGCACGGCAUCAUGAUAGAAAGGUACAGAGCUUAUUAUCACCUACAGUGUGUACUUCGGAAAGCCACUACCGGACACACUGUGAACCCUGCUCCCUUUCUGCCAUUCAGCACACAAGUGAAGCUUGCAUUGAGUAGCAGGUUAAAAUUAGAAGGCUAAUACCAAGUUAUGAAAAAGGUGAUAUGAGCCAGUGAUUAAAGCCUGCUCAUAUUUUCAUUAGCAUUAUACUAUGCCAUGCUUCAGAUCCCAGCACUAAAUCUCAGAGGAAAUGAAAAAGGCACUGGGUGUGCGGAACAGGCCUUCUGUCACCCUGAAGCCUCCUUGAAUGGCCUCCCCAGGGGGAGCCAUUUUCAUUGCAACCUUACAGGAUAAUAUGAAUGGACCUCUGACUAGUUCUACUUUCACAUUAUAGUCAGCCAUAUCGCAAAGGACAUACAUGAAGUAGGUUAAUCUUUUCUCUUUGAAUGGCAGUAGCAAACAGUGUAGCCUUGCCCUGCCUUAAAUACUCUUUCAAAAAAACAGUAAGUAACUAUACCUUGCUUAAAGUAUUGUAUUUAUAUCAUGAGAAGAACUUCAUAUUUGGUGAGGAUAAAAAUCAAUAACUUUCUCUUGAACUUGUCAACAGACAGGCUUCCCAAUAGCCUACGUUGUCUUAGAUAGACACUUCCCACAGCCCACUAGCCUAUGGCAGGAAGAUAGAACAUAGGGAAAUGAAGACACAUGACACAUUCUAAUUAUAUUUUAUAAAAUAGGCAAGCGUUCACGAAAUUCCUAAAUCCCUAAGAAAAUUACCAUGUUCAUUUCAAUUGAGAAAUUAAAGUUUUUCUGGCACCUGCUUUGAAAAAAACGAGAGGCUAGGGAGAUUGCUUUUAGCAAAUAAUAAACAAAGUAUAAAAGAACCUCUCCCAAUCAUAUACACUUAUGUAUAUAUGAAUUAUAUGCAUAAGUGUAUAUGAUUGGGAGAGGUUCUUUUAUACUUUGUUAAUAUACAUGAAUGAUAUAUACAGGCUUUCUUUGACAAAAGCACAACAGAGGCAAAGCAAACCAUAUCCUUGGGAAUUAGCUGGAGACUCCUUGUUUCUUUGGAUAUCAUAGAUUUUGGUCCUGUAGAAGAAUCACCAGCCCCAUGUGAUGUUUCCUCAUCCCAAGUCUUUUUUGUAUGCCAUGUAACAUGUCUUAAUACACUGUAUGGGGAAAUUUAAAGUUAGCCUUAGAUUUCUUUGUUUUCUAUGUUUUUUGCUGUACAGAAGACUUACCUGUAAAUAUUGUAUAUUUAAUAAAGAAAAAAUUUUGUAUCAUUUUGUGUGGA